Dermacentor andersoni is the source of this 2539-nucleotide messenger RNA. NCBI's taxonomy places the organism in Eukaryota, Metazoa, Arthropoda, Arachnida, Ixodida, Ixodidae. The record is from RefSeq and is a predicted model, not a curated record.
CCUCACUCCGCUCGCAUUCCACGAGCUGCCGAGAGGAGCGUUCAUUUCGCACUCCAGCAUUUGUGCCGGCGGCCAACGAUCGACGCGUGGUCGCAAUAAACCAAGCGCAGCGUCGCGCUCAGCCUGGCAGCGUUGUGCGCAUGCGCACGAGCGUUCCGAUUUAGGGGGAGCACUAGCGAAAGCUCGACAAGAGCUGUCGAGCGCUCGGCGUAAGGCCAGCUUCCCGCAGCCAUGUCGCGCAUGGCGCUCGAGUAAGGGCACGCCACAAAAGAGCAAACAGGCGGCCGAUGCUCGACCGCUGCACACCAAGUCGACUCCCUUCGACGGCGCCUACACCGGAUGGUAGAUGGCCCCCGCGUAAGGACCAGUGACGAUGUCUAGGCGACCGAGAGAGAGAACAAGAUAAAAAAAGAUUGGAUUCAUGGACGCUCUUGUGUCACGCUGCGCUUCGGCAACAGCAAAUGUAGGCGGCGCGGCCCGACUGGAGAUGAACUGCGAUGCCGUCUACGUGGCUGUGGGACCAACAGACGUGACUGGCUGACUUCUUCCCACUUCACGAAUGGCAACUACGCAAUCUGGGAAACGCUGGCGCUAUCCUUGAGCUACAAAAGCCUCGAAGCGGCAAUGCGACGGCGGGGCAUUGCUCACCGCUUUCGCAGCGGCCUUACAACGAUCACUGUGUCGUUGGUUCCAGCCAACGAAUGUUCCAUCCGACUGAACAACCCCCAGGCUGCACAGGAAGCCCUCCAUGCCACGUCUUCAGCCACACCUCUUUACCGGAACAUCACAGACAUUCGGCUUUCCGACACUCCAGGAGGACGUGGAGCACGGUCAGCCUGUCCCCGCAUCUGCCACAGGUUGGAGGGUCAUUUCCGGGUAGGCCUUGCCUCGAAAAGCAGGGCCUUGGAGGCCACCAACCCAGAGGUCGAUGGGCCCUCCUUCGGGGACGGCGCAGCAGCGCUGGCUGCUGACGCCAGGGCACGGCCGCACGGCACGGCCGCAACCACGCUCGUUGUGGUCUGGGCCGGAGCCGGAGUCUGCUGCGACGCUGCCCCCUUGCGCGCCGCACCAGCAUACCCUGAGGUUCGAGAGUAUGCUGCGUGUCCACCGUCACAGUUGGGACAGUGGGGUGUGCCAUUACAGUUGUUGGAUUCGUGUUCGUGUUCGCCACACUUUGCACAGCCGCAGGACAAGAAACUGCGUGAAACUCGGCUCGCGAAAAUUGCAACCGGCAGACAGCCAUCGGCUACAACUCGGGUAUGCAGCAAGCACAGACGUGAGGAAGAGUUCUGCUACAGCGCCGGGCCUGCGAUGUUCGCUGCAGAUGGUUCCGAAUGGGUGCCAAACAAGUCAACCAGGAUAUGCUCUAAUCAUUUCGUCAAUGGGGAAAAUACACAAUCAAAGGACAUCCUGACAAGCCCACACUUUUUCCGGACGCUUACAAAGUGCGCCAAGCUGACGAGAAUAAUCUAACGAAUAAAAAGACCUGUUAGAUAAGGGCUCGUUUGUCUCACUUAAUUAAUGUGCACAGCGACUAGUAGUUGCACCGAUUACGUCGGCAAGUGGGUCCCGGUUCUGUGUUCAGCAGUGAGCCCCGACAGACCGCUUACAACAGCUUCAAAACCGCAAAAGCUUUCGUUUGGCGCCAUGCCAGACGACGACGAAGAACAGAACGCUAGUGCACCGUGGUGUCACACAGUGACUUUUAGUCAAGAUCGCGCCCGACCGGAUGAAAUUUCUCAAUUUCGAUCAAGCAUGGUCACUGCUACAUGGUCCAGCAAUUGGAAUCGUGUUAGUCUAGCUAACUCGGCAUGACGGCGCAGACGACAGCCUACGAUCUCGAUGGUGAAGCUCGAACGCUAUGCGCGGAUUGUCGUCGACUGAACAUAUAUCGACAAAAUCGCGAUCCAAAGUGACCGUGCAGUUGUAUCCGGUUCAGAUAUAGCUGUAUGGCGAUCUGUAGUAACAAUGUGAUGUGGCAUCAAAUGAUAGGCCGCGGCUUACAACGCGCUGGAGUGAAAUGAGGCAUGCAUGGCCAACAGCGUGGCUUCGAUUAGAAGAACCUAUUAGAAGAAAUUAGAAAUAGAUUAGAAAUAGAAAUAGAUAGAACUAUUAGAAAUAGAUAGAACCUAUUAGAAGCGCUACGUUUUCAGGGUUCCAGUUUAGUGACCUCGAUGUUAGGGCCACAUUGCGCUUUACUCACAUGCAGUAUGACUGUGUACGGUUGUUUUCCCUGCUGCGAACGGCACUUCACGUGAACGUCCAGGCCGGCCACUUUUUUUGCGGAGAGAACAUGUGAAGCAGCGUACAGCUUGUCUCAGCUGGAUAACGCAGCAGCUUGAAAGUACUGUGUUGUUCCUUUAAUAUGCCUACACCAGCAUAAAGUAUUUGCGACAUCAUCGAGGACCACGCUUGCACCUGCAUGUACACAAAAAUGGCGAAUCACGGAUAUACGUGCGGGUUUCAGAGACAUGCUCACGAAGUUAAAAUUUCGUGGUCUUCCCACCUUCCCAGUGUCGCGCCGCUCGCCACAGGCGGC